AUGACUCAAACAGCCCCCUUCCACCGCCGCUCUCCUUCAUCUCCUCAUGUCUCUAAGUCCAAGUCUACUCGUCCUAGCUUACAUCGACGAGGAACAUCCGGUGCCAACGUCUCAAUCUCUAAACUAGGUUCGGGACAAAGGGCUGCGAGCAAGCCGCCUACGUCUUCGGACGAUACUGAGUUUGACAUGGCUAGCUUCUUAAACUUUUGCGCCAUGUGUGAGAACCAGAUUACUGUCCCCAACAACACUUUAUUAUAUUGUAGCGAAAGUUGCCGCCGCAAAGACUCCUGCAAACCUCUCUCAGCAUCACUACCCUCAAUGUCCUCCAUGUCUUCCACCUCCACACCACCCGCAUCUCCCCCUCUCUCUCCACGCACCAUCGUGCCCCCAAUGACCCCAACCAGGGUGCCAAGUAACUCAAUCCCUGCCAUGCGGAUACCCAGCCACGUGCAUGAUGCCAAGUCAGAUCUUGACCCCACCGAGUGGAAGCCCGUAUUAGCGCGCAGCGCCUCAUCCCUGGCUUCCUCCGACGCAUGGAACUAUCUCUCCCAGUUCCACCGCGGCAGCGGCGAGCCCAUGCUUCCCCGGCCCACCGUGCAACGCAGCAGCUCCAGCCUUCCCGCCCUUGCUGGAGGUGCAGCCCACGGCUACGGUCACGUGCCCGGUUUGACCAACACCCCGUCUACCGUGGCCUCGUCCUUCAGCAGCACCGCUUCCGACUACCUAGGCAGCAUGUACGAGUCUCGCCCGCUGCCCCCGCGUCACAACCCGUACUUUUCUGGUACGAGCGUGACCAAGGGCGUCGAGCUGGUCGUCCCGCACAUCGCUUCUGCGCACGAGGAUCUCGGUCCUAUCGGUGUCUCGGACAGCGGCUCUAUUUUCCCGGCCAGCAGUGCUGUGUGGGGAGAAAACUCGUACGAGAAACGCUCUGCUCCCAUCAGCAUGACUCAGAGUAUUGGCGGCCGGCCCGCCGAGACUUGCGUGAAGAACUGA
This is a messenger RNA of Penicillium vulpinum, 993 nucleotides long. RefSeq lists its product as uncharacterized. Lineage: Eukaryota; Fungi; Ascomycota; Eurotiomycetes; Eurotiales; Aspergillaceae. The record is from RefSeq and is a predicted model, not a curated record. Bases 1 to 993 code for a protein of 330 amino acids. The transcript is spliced from 3 exons.